This is a messenger RNA of Paramecium pentaurelia, 1387 nucleotides long. NCBI's taxonomy places the organism in Eukaryota, Ciliophora, Oligohymenophorea, Peniculida, Parameciidae. The record is from the annotation of a GenBank genome assembly.
AUGUCUUAACAAUGUACAAAAGGUAUAAAUUGGGGAUCAGCAUCUGUUGAUGACAAAUAUUUAACUCUGAAAUAUAAUUUGAUCAAUUUAAUCAAAUUACCACUUAAAAAAGUAGUUAAUUCAAGUACUUAAAAAAAUGAUAUCGUAUUAUAAAUGACAACUGAUGAUUGUGGUGAAUUGUAUGGCUGUAAUGAUUAAUUAGUGAUGAUAUGUUAUGUGAAGUGAGAUUUUUUAUUCCUCCUCAAGAAUAAGUAAAUAUUUCAAUUAAAAUAGAAAAUCAAAUAAGAAAAAAAAAUAUCUAAUUAAGAUUUAGAUUAAGAAAAGCUUGAUAAUGAAGAAGAAGAGCCAACAUUCUAAUAGAAAUUAUAAAAUGAAAUUGUAGAUAAAGCAAAAAUUGGAUAAAGUUUUGCUGACUCUAUUCUUACUAUUCAUGAUGUUCCUCUAAUUGUUCCUAGGUAAUUUUUAUAUUUUAUUUAAAAGGGGACAUUAUACUAUGGAUUUCUUUAAAAAAGACAUUCGGUUUCAUGGAAAUACUUAUUAAUUCACAACUGAUUAUAAAGGAAUCUCAAGAUUAUUUUUAUUGCCUAUGCCAGAUGAAAUUAAUUUAUCACUUGUAAUUGGACUUGAACAUCCUUUUAAACAAGGAUAAACUGCAUACAAUUAUUUAGUGAUGCUAUUUAAGAAGGAUUAUGAAACUGAUAUUAAACUAAAAUAUUAGAGAUAAUAACUUGAUGAUAUUGAUUGGAAAUUAAUUAAAGAAGAAUAUUCAGGUACAUUAUAUAAUACAGUUUGUGAAUUAUUAUUUGAAAUAACAGGGAUUAAAGUUGUAACACCCAAAAAUUUUAAAACAAAAAAUGGUUUAAAUUGUCUUAGGUGUUCUGUAGGUCCUCAUUCUGGGUUUUUAUUCCCAUUAGAGAAAUCUUUAAUAUAUCUACAAAAACCAGUUCUUCAUAUAAAACAUGAAGAGAUAAAAGAAGUGAUUUUACAAAGAGUAUAUAUUUUAUGAUGAAUUUAUAGAUUGGAUCAACAAAUUUAAAUAAGUUCUUUGAUGUUAAAAUCAUAUAUAAAAAUUCAAAUCAAUUAUUUUCUAGUAUAGAAAAGGAUGAAUUAGAUAACUUAGCUUAAUAUUUCUCAACCAAAAAGAUUGCUGUUAGAAAAUUAUAAGAAGAACUUCCUCGUGUUCAAGUGAAUGACAGUGAUGAGGAUGAUAGUUUAGAGCAUAAGUUAAUAUAAUUUAUAUAUUUGAAGUAAUAAAAUCAAAUAAGACCUAAAUAAUUUAGACUCAGAUGAAGAUGAUGACGAUUUUCAAGAAGAAGAUAUUGAUGAUCAAUCAAAUGGAAGUGAUGAGAAUAAUUCAUAUUAAAGUAAUUCAAAAAAAGAAAAAUGA